UUGAUUUCCAUUUCAAAUCAUCGAGAAUUCUAGAACGCCGAAGGCAGCCACCGUAAUUCACCGGCGCCGCUUUCAAUCGGAGGAGUAGAGAUGUCGAAAACACUCGUGCAGCCUGUAGGGCAGAAGAGGCUGACGAACGUCGCGGUGGUGCGUCUCAAAAAACACGGAAACCGCUUCGAAAUCGCUUGCUAUAAGAAUAAAGUCCUCUCUUGGCGCUCACGCGUAGAGAAAGACUUGGAUGAAGUGUUGCAGUCACAUACUGUGUAUUCGAAUGUUUCGAAAGGUGUUCUAGCUAAGUCGAAAGAUUUAGUCCAAGCAUUCGGGACAGAUGAUCAAACUAAAGUUUGUUUGGAGAUUUUAGAGAAAGGAGAGCUGCAAGUUGCAGGGAAGGAGAGGGAGUCCCAAUUAUCCAGUCAAUUUAGGGAUAUUGCAACUAUAGUUAUGCAGAAGACUUUUAACCCUGAAACUAAACGACCUUAUACCAUAAGCAUGAUUGAGCGUCUAAUGCACGACAUACAUUUUGCCGUGGAACCAAAUAGCAGCUCAAAGAAACAGGCAUUAGAAGUCAUACGCGAGCUCCAAAAGCUGUAUCCAAUCAAACGAUCACCCAUGAGACUGCGAUUAACUGUACCAGAAAAGAACAUGCCAUCACUUGUGGAAAAGAUCAAUGGUUGGAAUGCUACCAUUGUUUCAAGAGACGAAUCAGGAAGUCAGCUGUCUGUUAUUUGUGAACUGGAACCAGGUUUUUUCCGUGAUUGUGAUGCUUUAGUGAGGAGUCUGCAGGGAAGAUUGGACAUUCUUGCAGUGAAUGUGCACUUGGAUAGUGAUACACAUGUGGAUCACUAUGAUGAUCUUGAGGAGGAAUCAUCAAGCGUGCAGGUCGUCUCUAAGGCCCCCAUUGUUCAACUGACUGAAAAACUGCAGAAGCAAACAAUUUCCUCGAACGAGGGGAGUUCCCAGGGAGAGGUAAAACAGCAAAAAUGCAACACCUGCAAUGCUUUUGUUGGUGAUGCAAAGGAGUACCGUGAGCACUUUAAGAGUGAAUGGCAUAAGCACAACAUGAGACGAAAGACGAGGCAGCUCCCUCCCCUUAGUGCUGAAGAAUGCAUGGGUGACAUGGAAAUCAUUGACUCCAAAGCUGAUCUCAAGGACUACUCAUUCUGACUUGGGAUGUAUUUUGUUGUUUGAACUGCAUUUAUCAUGAGUAGAUGAUUUUGUUCACUUUGUAUCACACAUGGAAAAAGAAGUUGCUGAUUUGUAUAAGGCUGCUGUGUAGUGGAAUUGAGGGUGUGGUUCAAUGUUUGGUAUCACAUAAAUAUUUACCA
Molecule: messenger RNA, 1325 nt
Organism: Salvia hispanica
Lineage: Eukaryota; Viridiplantae; Streptophyta; Magnoliopsida; Lamiales; Lamiaceae
Product: sequence-specific DNA binding transcription factor
Biological process (GO): ribosome biogenesis; cytosolic ribosome assembly
Source: RefSeq, a predicted model, not a curated record